Athene cunicularia (burrowing owl) is the source of this 4257-nucleotide messenger RNA. It is a transcript of the gene SLC12A4, whose product is annotated as solute carrier family 12 member 4. Bases 16 to 3177 code for a protein of 1053 amino acids. Gene Ontology annotation, cellular component: membrane. The record is from RefSeq and is a predicted model, not a curated record. The transcript is spliced from 23 exons. Gene Ontology annotation, biological process: potassium ion homeostasis; chloride ion homeostasis; potassium ion import across plasma membrane. Gene Ontology annotation, molecular function: potassium:chloride symporter activity. NCBI's taxonomy places the organism in Eukaryota, Metazoa, Chordata, Aves, Strigiformes, Strigidae.
UGGAAAACAGUACGCAUGUCACAAGACGGUGCUUGCCCAGGAGACUUCAUGCUUCCGAAUGUAAACUGUCCUCCUGUGAAGCUGGGGCAAGAAUUCCCCGGAGUAGCUUUCCGAGGUCACCACCUCUCUCUUCCAAAACUGAUGGAGAUAACGAGCUCUUCCCAUGCAAGUCAUGGCAACCAUAAAGAAAACAGUCCUUUCCUGAACAGUUCAGAAGCUGUCAAGGGAGGUGAUUACUAUGACAGAAAUCUGGCCUUGUUUGAGGAAGAACUUGAUAUACGACCAAAAGUGUCAUCUCUGCUUGGCAAGUUGGUCAACUACACAAAUCUUACCCAAGGUGUUAAGGAACAUGAAGAAGCAGAAAGCACUGAUGGCUCGAAGAAGAAAGUAUCAAAAUCACCCAGCAUGGGCACCCUGAUGGGGGUGUAUUUACCAUGCAUGCAGAAUAUCUUCGGGGUUAUUCUCUUCCUUCGGCUGACUUGGAUGGUAGGAAUGGCUGGAGUUCUUCAGUCCUUCCUGAUUGUAUUACUUUGCUGCUGUUGUACUAUGCUGACAACCAUAUCAAUGAGUGCUAUUGCCACAAAUGGUGUUGUUCCAGCUGGUGGCUCCUAUUUCAUGAUAUCCAGGUCAUUAGGCCCAGAGUUUGGUGGAGCUGUAGGAUUAUGCUUUUAUUUGGGAACAACGUUUGCAGGAGCAAUGUAUAUCCUUGGUGCCAUUGAGAUUUUAUUGACAUAUAUUGUGCCACAAGCAGCAAUUUUUCAUCCAUCCGGUGCCCAUGAUGCAUCCAGUGCUAUGCUAAACAACAUGAGGGUGUACGGCACUGUAUUCCUCAUCCUAAUGGCAGUGGUGGUCUUUGUAGGUGUGAAAUAUGUUAACAAAUUUGCUUCCCUCUUCUUGGCCUGCGUAGUAAUAUCUAUACUGUCCAUUUAUGCUGGAGCUAUCAAGUCCAUCUUUGAUCCACCUGAAUUUCCGAUUUGCAUGUUGGGCAACAGGACUUUGUCAAGAGAUCAGUUUGAUGUUUGUGCCAAAACCAUAGUUAAGGAUAACAUUACUGUGGCUUCGAAGCUUUGGGAGCUCUUCUGCCACAGUACAAACUUAACCACUGAGAACUGUGAUGAAUAUUUCCUAAUGAACAAUGUCUCUGAGAUAGCAGGAAUUCCGGGAGCUGCUAGUGGCAUUUUAAAAGACAACUUGUGGAGCAAUUAUAUGGAGAAAGGAGAGAUACUGGAGAAAGCACAUCACCCAUCUGUUGAUGUAGCAGGCCUAAAGAACAACCUCCAUCUAUACGUGCUUUCAGAUAUAGCCACUUCAUUCAUGGUGCUGGUUGGCAUCUUCUUCCCUUCAGUGACCGGUAUCAUGGCUGGUUCAAACAGAUCAGGUGACCUCAAAGAUGCACAGAAAUCCAUUCCUGUUGGAACAAUUCUUGCGAUUGUCACGACAUCACUAGUCUACUUCAGUUGUGUAUUAUUAUUUGGAGCCUGCAUAGAAGGUGUGGUCCUGAGAGAUAAAAAUACUUGGAAGAUAUGCUUAAUGUUUCUCUUUCUUCAGGUUUUUGGUCAUGGAAAAGCAAAUGGUGAACCGACAUGGGCUCUUCUUUUAACAGCAUUAAUUGCUGAGCUGGGAAUCCUUAUUGCUUCACUUGACAUGGUGGCUCCAAUUCUUUCAAUGUUUUUCUUGAUGUGUUACCUCUUUGUUAAUCUAGCCUGUGCAGUACAAACACUUCUUAGAACUCCAAACUGGCGGCCCCGAUUUAAAUACUAUCACUGGGCCCUCUCGUUUUUAGGCAUGAGUAUUUGCCUGGCACUGAUGUUCAUUUCAUCUUGGUAUUAUGCUUUGGUAGCUAUGCUUAUUGCAGGCAUGAUUUACAAGUACAUUGAAUACCAAGGUGCGGAGAAGGAAUGGGGUGAUGGUAUCCGAGGUCUUUCACUCAGCGCAGCAAGAUACGCCUUGCUCAGGCUGGAGGAGGGCCCUCCACACACAAAGAACUGGAGGCCUCAGUUGCUGGUGCUUCUGAAACUUGAUGAAGAUUUGCAUGUAAAAUACCCUAGAUUGUUAACAUUUGCAUCCCAGCUGAAAGCUGGCAAAGGUUUGACUAUCAUAGGAUCGGUGAUCCAAGGAAAUUUCUUGGAAACUUAUGGAGAAGCCCAGGCUGCUGAACAGACUAUUAAGAAUAUGAUGGACAUUGAGAAGGUGAAAGGAUUUUGUCAAGUAGUUGUAGCCAAUAAGGUUCGAGAAGGAAUUGCCCACUUGAUCCAGUCCUGUGGACUGGGUGGCAUGAAACAUAAUACUGUGGUUUUGGGAUGGCCGUAUGGCUGGAGACAGAGUGAAGAUCCAAGGUCAUGGAAGACCUUUAUAGGUACUGUUCGCUGCACAACUGCAGCCCAUCUGGCUCUGCUGGUUCCCAAAAAUGUGUCUUUCUACCCCAGCAACCAUGAGCGUUACAAUGAAGGCAACAUUGAUGUGUGGUGGAUUGUGCAUGAUGGAGGCAUGUUGAUGUUGCUUCCUUUUCUUCUCAAACAGCACAAAGUUUGGAGAAAAUGCAAAAUGAGAAUUUUUACUGUAGCUCAGAUGGAUGAUAACAGCAUCCAGAUGAAGAAGGACUUAGCUACUUUCCUCUAUCAACUCCGAAUAGAGGCAGAGGUGGAAGUGGUAGAAAUGCACAAUAGUGAUAUCUCAGCAUAUACUUACGAGAGAACUCUUAUGAUGGAGCAGAGAUCUCAGAUGCUGAGGCAAAUGAGACUGACAAAAACAGAGAGGGAAAGGGAGGCUCAGCUGGUAAAGGACAGACAUUCAAUAGCACGUCUGGAGAGCCUCUACUCAGAUGAAGAAGAUGAGGGGGACCCAGUUCCUGAGAACAUCCAGAUGACCUGGACAAAAGAGAAAUGCGACGCUGAGAAGCGGAACCGAGGCAGUGCUGUGGGAAGCUUUAGAGAUCUCAUCAGCAUUAAGCCGAACCAGUCCAAUGUCCGAAGAAUGCACACAGCAGUGAAGCUAAAUGAAGUGAUUGUAAAUAGAUCCCAUGAUGCCAGACUUGUUCUCCUCAAUAUGCCUGGUCCUCCAAAGAAUACAGAUGGUGAUGAAAACUACAUGGAGUUUCUUGAAGUCCUGACUGAGGGUCUGGAGAGAGUAUUGCUUGUUAGAGGAGGCGGCCGAGAAGUCAUCACAAUUUACUCCUGAUUUAGUACAAGCUUCUAAUGCUGGUCUACAUUUACCUUCUUGGCGAUAACGGACAUUCCAGUUUUAAAUGGAGAAGAAAAAAAGGUGUUUUGCCUAACUUUCUCCUCAUCCAGUCCUAUUCGUUGUCUUUCCAUUUGCAACAUACAUAUCUUUUGAGAUUUGCAGUAUUGUUACACCCUCCAAUUAGCAACAUAAGUUAAUUGUGAAGUUGCCACAUUAUUCAGUUUCUGCUUUGGUACUUCAGCAUUUGUGCAUGUAGUUUUAACACUAAACCUAUUUUUAGUCAGCACUGCGUUGUGCAGUAUUUUUAGUAACUGUAUGUAAAGUUAGGACAUGAAAGCCAGUUACUGUAAAAAGAUUUUAAAAGCUUUUUAUAUUAGGUUUGGGGGAUAGAAUUACAUUAUAUAGCAGCUAGUUUCUGCUGAAGUUCAGCUAUAAAGCAUUUUCUAAGAGCACACUAAAUUGUAAGAGAGGACUGAAAAAAGCUUUGUUUUUCUGGGUUUAUUUCCAGAACUAAACUCUCAGUAUUGGAUAAGAAUUUAUACUUUUAAUACAUUUAUUGAUAGAGAUUUAAAUAAAUUAUGUUGAUAUAGUUGAAAUUAUGUAUGUAGCUUGCUACAAAUUGUGUUGCUUCUGAGACUGGAGGUUCUGUGAGGCCAGAUCCCUAUUUAUUUUUGUAUUUAUUUGUCAGAAAUAUUGGAUACGCUGAUGCAGACUGUUUAGGGUAACAAAGAUCUCACAAUAAAUUUUGACUCAUCAGUGCAUUGAAGGACCAGUCCUGUGCAGUUUUUCCAUGCUUUAAAUUUCUUGCAGACCAUCCAUCAAAGUACAUUGAGCAUGUUGGAGUCCCGUGUGUAGAGCCAGGUGCUACGCUGCACGCACAGCGAUGGGAUUGCACUUGCGCAAGUACAGGGGACCUGCUGCUUCAUUGUAUGCUUUAUGCCCUUAGAGGAAAAAGAAGACAAGAAGACCUAUAUUAACCAAUAAGUCUCUGGAGAUUUUAUCAAGCCCAUUAAGUUGUACUUUAUGUACAGAACAUUCGUAUUUUUUCAAUAAAAUGUUGCAUACACUUUGAAACUA